AUGGCAGGAUUGGUAAAAAUGGCAAUAGAUAGAUACGAAAAUAUAUUAGAUUCAAUUAGUGAUCCGAGGGUAAACGAUUGGCCAUUGAUGGACAGUCCAAUUCCAACCCUUUUAAUGGUCGUCACUUAUUUAUACGUUGUAACAUUUUUGGGACCCAGAUUAAUGGCGAAUAGAAAACCUUUUCAACUUAAAAGAAUAUUGGUAGUUUAUAAUGCAUUUCAAGUUGCAUUCAGUUCAUUAAUGUUAUGGGAGAUUUUUUUUAUUUUACGAAAAAAAGAUAAUCAAGUAAGUUUAUUACAUUUGUAUCAUCAUUCAUUAACUCCGAUCGAAACAUGGAUAUGUGUUAAAUUUUUAGCCGGCGGUCAUGGGACUUUUUCAAAUCUCAUUAAUAAUAUCGUUCAUGUAAUUAUGUAUUUUUAUUACAUGAUGUCUGCAAUGGGGCCAGAGUACCAAAAAUAUUUAUGGUGGAAAAAACAUUUAACCACAAUUCAAUUAGCUCAGUUUACAUUAGUAUUUUUCCAUUCUGCUCAGGUAUUAGUUUUUGAUUGUGGAUAUCCAAAGUUUAUAGCCGCUUUACUUUUGGUUCAUAGCACAAUUUUUUUCGCUUUAUUUUUCGACUUUUAUCAACAAGCUUACAAAAAGAAAGAAAAAGUAAAACAAACGUAG
Messenger RNA from Pediculus humanus corporis (human body louse), 666 nucleotides. RefSeq lists its product as uncharacterized. Gene Ontology annotation, cellular component: endoplasmic reticulum membrane. Bases 1 to 666 code for a protein of 221 amino acids. The transcript has 5 exons. The record is from RefSeq and is a predicted model, not a curated record. Lineage: Eukaryota; Metazoa; Arthropoda; Insecta; Psocodea; Pediculidae. Gene Ontology annotation, biological process: fatty acid elongation, polyunsaturated fatty acid; fatty acid elongation, monounsaturated fatty acid; very long-chain fatty acid biosynthetic process. Gene Ontology annotation, molecular function: fatty acid elongase activity.